Molecule: messenger RNA, 1555 nt
Organism: Scomber japonicus (chub mackerel)
Lineage: Eukaryota; Metazoa; Chordata; Actinopteri; Scombriformes; Scombridae
Gene: ctsa
Product: cathepsin A
Exons: 15
Coding region: 67-1506 (479 amino acids)
Biological process (GO): proteolysis
Molecular function (GO): serine-type carboxypeptidase activity
Source: RefSeq, a predicted model, not a curated record
AUGACCUGAUGUGAUUCUUUAUUGUCGGCAGCAACAAGACGGAGAACAAGGUGAGCUCCCGGUCCGAUGCAGGUGUUGAUGAUGUCACUUCCUGUGGCGUUGCUGUGUUACUUCCUGUCCUCUCUGCUAUUGGCUGACGCAGCGCCGGCGGGCGAUGAGGUCACGUACCUGCCGGGACUCCAGAAACAGCCGAGCUUCAAACAGUACUCCGGUUACCUGAGCGUAGCCGACGGGAAACACCUGCACUACUGGUUUGUGGAGUCCCAGAAGGACCCGUCCUCGGCCCCGGUGGUGCUGUGGCUGAACGGAGGUCCAGGCUGCAGCUCUCUGGACGGACUGCUGACUGAACAUGGACCCUUCCUGAUCCAGGACGACGGCGUGACGCUGCAGUACAACCCGUACUCCUGGAACCAGAUUGCCAACGUGCUGUACCUGGAGUCUCCAGCAGGAGUCGGAUUCUCGUACUCAGACGAUCAGAACUACGUCACCAACGACACCGAGGUAUCGAUGAAUAACUUCCUGGCUCUGAAGGAGUUCUUCCGCUUGUUUCCAGAGUUCAGUAAGAACCAACUUUUCCUGACGGGAGAAAGUUACGGAGGAAUCUACAUCCCGACGCUGGCGGAGAGGGUGAUGGAGGACCCCACCCUCAACCUGCAGGGCGUUGCCGUGGGUAACGGGAUGUCCAGCUACGAGAUGAACGAUAACUCUCUGGUGUUCUUCGCCUACUAUCACGGUCUGCUGGGGAGCCGUCUGUGGACCCAGCUGCAGACGUUCUGCUGCUCCGACGGAACCUGCAACUUCUACAACAACCCCCAACCCAACUGCACCACCGCCCUGUCUGAAGUUCAGGACAUCGUCUACAGUUCAGGACUGAACAUGUACAACCUGUACGCCUCCUGUCCAGGUGGAGUCCACCAGAGGUUCAGUCUCCAGGCAGGUGAGCUGGUGAUCAGAGAUCUGGGAAACUCCUUCAUCAACCAUCCGUGGACGAAGCUCUGGAAGCAGAAGUUACAGAGCCUGGCGUCUCUCCACCUGUCGGUGCGUCUGGACCCCCCCUGCACUAACUCCACCCCCUCCUCCCUUUACCUGAACAACGCGUACGUCAGAGCCGCUCUGCACAUCAGCCCCAAAGCUCUGGACUGGGUCAUCUGCAGCUCUGAGGUGAACCUGAACUACGGCCGGCUCUACAUGGACGUGAGGAAGCAGUACCUGAAGCUGCUCGCUGCUCUGAAGUACCGGGUCCUGGUCUAUAACGGGGACGUGGACAUGGCCUGUAACUUCAUGGGGGACGAGUGGUUUGUGGAGUCUCUGCAGCAGCAGGUGGAGGUGCAGAGGCGUCCGUGGCUCUAUGACGAUGAGGACGGUCGGCAGGUCGGAGGAUUCGUUAAAGAGUUUAACAACAUUGCCUUCCUCACUGUGAAGGGUUCAGGUCACAUGGUUCCAUCAGAUAAACCAAUCGCUGCGUUCGCCAUGUUCUCCAGAUUCAUCAAGAAACAGCCCUACUGACCUCUGACCCCCCCCCACUGACCUCUGACCCUUGACCUCUAACCCCCCC